AUGACCGAGGUAGGGGAUUUGGCGAACAGUGAGAACAUAAGAAUGAAAUAUUUCCCCAGUUCUUUAACGAAGAAUGCCUUCACGUGGUUUACAACUUUGCCACCAAAUUCCAUAGAUACUUGGCCUCAUUUGGAAAGAUUGUUUCAUGAACAAUUCUACAUGGGCCAAACUAAGAUAAGUCUUAAGGAACUAUCCAGUAUCAAAAGAAAAUUCACUGAACCUAUAGAUGAUUAUCUGAAUAGGUUCCGUUUGUUGAAAUCUAGAUGUUUUACAAUAGUGCCUGAACACGAGUUGGUCGAAAUGGCCGCUGGAGGUUUAAACUAUUCCAUCAGGAAAAAGUUAGAUACCCAGUAUCUAAGAGAUAUGGCCCAAUUAGCAGACAGGAUUCGACAGGUCGAACGCUUAAAAGUUGAAAAGGCCAGAGCGAAUAAGAAUUAUAAGAAAGAAAGGGUUCUUAUGUCGAAUUCGAAGAUGGGGAGUCUGAAAUCUCUAAUGACCCUUAUGGUCUUGAGGAAUUCGAAGAACCCUGUCGAAACUGAAAAGAACGAUAGAUUUCCUAAAAAGACUUACACAUUUGAUGUUACCAAAUGUGACGAAAUAUUCGAUCUGGAUCUUAUUCAGAAUGCAAUUAAGGAUAGCCGCCUCAAGUUUGCUGACAAGGGGAAAAACCAGAUGAAGGUUGACGCUGAUCCCCUCAACAUUGCUGACACAAAUUAUGCUGAACCUGUCGAAAUCAACAUGAUUGACAUAUGGGAAGUGGAGGCUGUGAAGGAAACAUGA
This is a messenger RNA of Lathyrus oleraceus (garden pea), 780 nucleotides long. RefSeq lists its product as uncharacterized. NCBI's taxonomy places the organism in Eukaryota, Viridiplantae, Streptophyta, Magnoliopsida, Fabales, Fabaceae. Bases 1 to 780 code for a protein of 259 amino acids. The record is from RefSeq and is a predicted model, not a curated record. The transcript is spliced from 3 exons.